This is a messenger RNA of Scaptodrosophila lebanonensis, 693 nucleotides long. RefSeq lists its product as uncharacterized. Bases 1 to 693 code for a protein of 230 amino acids. NCBI's taxonomy places the organism in Eukaryota, Metazoa, Arthropoda, Insecta, Diptera, Drosophilidae. The transcript is spliced from 3 exons. The record is from RefSeq and is a predicted model, not a curated record.
AUGUUGAAAUUUGUGUGCCUAUUCGCGUUGGUGGCCUCAACGGCCGCUGCAGCCUCCGAGGCGGACAGUCUGCUGACGAGCGCCUUGAAAAUGGUCAAAGAUUGUGGCGAACGCUCGAUGGUCUUGUGCAUGAAGGAACGUGCAUUGCAUUAUUUUGAUACCGAAAAUGGUGAUGUACGUCUCACCGAGGGCAUUUCAUUAGUGAAGACCGACGAGAUACCUGUUGGUCGUGCCCUCAACGAUGUCACGUUGCCGGAGGAGGCAGAGGCUCGCGAGUCUGAGGUCGAUUCGUUGCUGGUGGAGCGUGUGGCACGAUUCUUUGGCACGCACACACUGCAAUUCAAGGUGCCAAAGGACUCCAUACAGGACAUGCAGCGAGCACUCGAGGAAUCGCGCGGCAAGAAGAAGGAGAAGAAGAAGUAUUUGAUGCCACUGCUGUUGCUCUUCAAGCUUAAAAUGGCCGCCCUGUUGCCCUUGGCCAUUGGUUUCCUGGCUCUGAUCUCGUUCAAGGCUCUGGUAAUUGGCAAGAUUGCGCUACUUCUCUCCGGCAUCAUUGGCCUGAAGAAGCUGCUGGAGUCGAAGAAGGAGAACUACGAGGUCGUCGCGCAUCCACACUACGAGCACGAGCACAGCUAUGGACGUGCGCUGCAUGGCGACGCCCAGAAAUUGGCCUACGCGGCGUAUAAGCAGUAA